AUGGAGAAACACGUGGAUCCGAGUCGUAUCGUUCUUCUUGGAUUCUCAAUUGGAUCAACUGCGACUGUUGAGUUGUUAAAAGAGGAAAAAGAUCGGAAACCGCCAGCUGGAGUGAUUCUACAAGCCCCGCCCACUUCACUUCUUCGAGUUUUCGGAAAUAUGAUUGGAAGGAAGAAGCAUUUGGAGAAGCCCACUUGCUGUCUGGAUCGAUUUGUAACCAUUGAUAAAAUUCAUGAAGUCACAAUUCCAAUUCUGGUAAUUCAUGGAAAAGAUGAUAAAACUGUUCCGAUUGAACAUGGAGAGUUGAUAUGUCAGAGAGCAGUUACAAAGGUCACUCCUGAAUGGGUUCCCGAUGCAGCACAUGACAAUAUUGAGAAUUGUCGAGUUGUUUGGAAACGAAUUCGGAAAUUCAUCAGAGAAGAACUCAAACUCAAAUGA
Molecule: messenger RNA, 438 nt
Organism: Caenorhabditis remanei
Lineage: Eukaryota; Metazoa; Nematoda; Chromadorea; Rhabditida; Rhabditidae
Exons: 4
Coding region: 1-438 (145 amino acids)
Biological process (GO): proteolysis; protein depalmitoylation
Cellular component (GO): endosome membrane; plasma membrane
Molecular function (GO): serine-type peptidase activity; palmitoyl-(protein) hydrolase activity
Source: RefSeq, a predicted model, not a curated record